Molecule: messenger RNA, 453 nt
Organism: Ustilago hordei
Lineage: Eukaryota; Fungi; Basidiomycota; Ustilaginomycetes; Ustilaginales; Ustilaginaceae
Product: putative TIF11 - translation initiation factor eIF1a
Exons: 2
Coding region: 1-453 (150 amino acids)
Biological process (GO): translational initiation
Cellular component (GO): cytoplasm
Molecular function (GO): translation initiation factor activity; RNA binding
Source: RefSeq, a predicted model, not a curated record
AUGCCCAAGAACAAAGGAAAGGGUGGUAAGAACCGUCGUCGCGGAAAGAACGACAUAGGCGACAAGCGCGAGCUCGUCCUCAAGGAAGAGGGUCAAGAGUACGCUCAGGUGCUCAAGAUGCUCGGUAACGGUCGAUUGGAAGCACAAUGUUUCGAUGGCGAGAAGCGUCUUGCACACAUUCGUGGCAAGCUUCGAAAGAAGGUCUGGAUCAACCAAGGGGAUAUCAUCUUGAUCUCGCUCCGUGAUUUCCAGGAUGGCAAAGCCGAUGUGAUCCAAAAGUACAACGCUGAUGAGGCUCGUGCGCUCAAGCAGCAGGGAGAGUUGCCCGAGUCGGCCAAGAUCAACGAGACCGACACCUUCGGCGAAGAGGAGGGCGGCGAAAUCGAGUUCCAGGAAGGUAGCGAUGAUGACGAGGAUGACAGCGACGAUGAUGAGGAUCUUGACGAUCUCUAG